This is a messenger RNA of Lymnaea stagnalis (great pond snail), 2689 nucleotides long. The record is from the annotation of a GenBank genome assembly. Lineage: Eukaryota; Metazoa; Mollusca; Gastropoda; Lymnaeidae.
GAUUGCAGAAACUCUCAGGGUUAUGUCGAGUGGGACACCAUUUGGACGACAGACGCCCCGUGGCGAAGUCCAACGAAAGGGGAUGAGCACGUGUAUGACGUCAUCGCCGAAGACCAAGGUCCGGCAUCACAAAAAACUCCGAGUUCCCCGACGAAUGGGUCAGAUAUUAAAGACUCGACUACAGAUGGCGUCGAUACUCCGCCAGCGCUUCCAGAAAGAACUUACAUUCAUCGCAUUAAAAACAUUAACACUAACAGUGCAUCUGCAUCGCACAAUGAAAAUGUUUGUGUGAGGGGCGCUUCUACACAGCCCUCGUCGAGACACAACCACUCAGGACAUCCUGCGCACAAAUGCGUCUGUAUAAAACAUCAUCAUCAUCACCACCACCACAGCGGUAAGCACCAUAAAUCCUUUACGCCACGUUCAACAAAUCCACCCCCGACCCCAAUGCCGUUCUCAGGUCAACAGCCCAAACACACGGGUGACGUUCACUCACCGAAGGCAGCCGGCAGUGCCCAGGUGUGGCCUUCGCCCGGAGAUCCUUCACAGAACUACGCGGAAGUCAACAAACUCAGGGGGUACACGUUCUCCAACCUCAUGCUCGCCACCGACGCGCCAGCGCCUCAUCACCCGGAUAAAACCGCCGUCGCUUCCGAGAACUAUUGGCAUCUCGCUCCCAUGACGUCACCGGAAAGCGUCACGUCCUGGCAGACGGGCGACGUCCUGGAUUACAUCGACGGUCUCCACGACUCCAUGUCUCCCAAGAGACGGGAGAACAUCUACAUCCUGUUGAACAAUAAGAAAACUCGGGCCAAGUUCUCGGAGUCUUUAGAGAUUGAAUCGAGGCUCUUAAGCAGAGGUCUCAUCUCGAACUCUUGUGAGGGUCCCAGCGAUAAAGCUUCCGAUGUGCUCCCAACGGUAAAAAGCGGUACUGUAAAACCCGUGGUCAUCAGGAGAAAAGGCGCCAUUGCGCCCGUGUCGUCCACAUACGUAUGACUGGACAUUGCCCUUUUGCUCUUAUGGUAAAAUAACAAUGUUUUUGCUGUUAUGGUAAAAUAACAAUGUUUGGUCGUUUGUUGACUGUGUGAUGAGGUUGAGUGUGGCCUGGUUGCUAUGAGACAAACGUAUUAUUUAUAUUAUUACUACUAAACGUUUUUGUGUGGUUGCAUGUGGCGCCGUGGCCGAGAGAUAAACCAAUUAGUUAACUACCAGUGGCGAGUGUUGUGUUAUGCGGUUUUACUUGGUAUGGUUGCUAAGAGAUAAACCUAUCAGUGUUACUACCGGCACUAAAUGUUGUGUGAUGGUGAUGUCGGUUUAUGUGGCACGGUUUCUAAUAGAUAAACCGAGUGGCACUUCUCAGAAUGGCGGUCCCAAAUUAAACAUUGAAUACUUUUCAUUAGAAAGGGUCCGGUUAUGAGCAAUGUUCCCUUUAAGCUGCGCGGCUGCGAGGCCGCGCAGCUAUCUCACAGACGCUCGCAGCAGUUUUGAGUACCUCGCAGCAAAUUUCCAUGUAAGUGUGUUUUUGUGGGAUGAAAACUUGUGCACACAAAAAAAUUGAUGCUGUAAAACUUUGCACACAACUGUAUGAUCUUGCACACGAACCAACAAACCUUAGAGGGAACAUUGGUUAGGAGCCUGAUAGCCGCUGAUCUUUGGUGACAUAAGUUUUUUUUUUACUUCAAAUUUUGCGGAAUGAUUAUUGCUAGUAAUAAUAUAAAAUCAACAAGACCACGUUUUCAAAUAAUAUUUUGCCAGGAAACAUUCUAAAAGCACAACGUCGAAGGCAUUGCAUGGUUUCUCUAGUCACGGGCUUUUGUGACAAUUCAACUGUACAGCAGAUAGAGUCUAAUUUUUUUUAUUGCAUUUUUCUUUAUUUUUCUUUUUCUUCUUCUUUAAAUAAAUGAAGAUCACGAUCUUCAUUAAAAAAAAAUACAUAUAGGGCAUUAGAUACUAUCUGAUAUUGUCCCCAAUUAUCGGCGGCUAUUAGGCUGCCAACCGGACACUCUCUAGCGAAUAUUAUCCUAUUUUUAAUUUGGGACCUCCGUUCUGAGGAGUUCCGAUAAACUUAUAAGUGGUACUACUAAAUGGUGUGUUUUUCACUGUGUAUUUAUAUUGCUAUGCUCAAUCUCAUAUCCUUUUUUUGGUUGUUUUUUUAAAUAUUUUUAAAUAUUUUUUUUUUUAUAUAAUGAACCUAUCUAAAGGAUCUGGGAACAAAAGUCAGUGUUAGGUGAGGCCCAUGACAUAAAUAUUUCAUUGAUCAUUGCUGCAUUGAUGAAAUUGCAUCUUACUCAGCUGUUCAUUUCUGUAUGACUUGAUGGAUAAUGAUAAGUGUUGGGGAAAAAACAACGUUCAGAGGUAUUCCACAGUUCCCCAGAAGGGUCGUGAAUUCCCCAACUCUAGGGACAUUUCCCGAGGUUUAGUAGCACUGCCUCCUCAUAUGACGUGUUUUGUUUCUGAAAUUCUGAAGGUAAUUUGUAUGCAAGAGCCCCACUAAACUCAUCUAAAUACUACACACUGAAACGAGCAGCUUCCCGUUUAGUUUGUGAUCAUAACAUUUUUGUUUUAAAAUUGUAAUUGAAUUAUUUAGACUGUCAUAAUGAAGGGAACACAAAAAAUAAUCAUAUCAUGUCCUAUACAUUUCUAGUUGGCAUUAAAUUUGAUAACAAAAUUUCUACGUGUUGGAACUUGG